UUAUUGGAAAUAUUUUCAAAAUUCUUAUCUUUGAUUGAUAGUGGUUUUGGUCUUAUUGUUGAAAAAUAUAAGCUAUUAAGCUAAAUAAUAUAUUAUAUCAAUAUUUGGUAAGUCGAUUUAAAUUUCAAAUUAUUUAAGAAAACUGUUUUUACUUUUCUUUAUUCAUAGGCUGUGUUAUUUUUAUAUUCUAAACUUUCAAAUUUGAUGCGAUGUACGUAUAACAAUAUUCUAAUUCACCAAAUUAUUUUUAAACAUUAACUGAAUCCAACACUCCUCCAAUGAUGAUACUGGUUAAUGCGAAGAUUUUAUUACGGACCUGUUCGAUUUUGAGGUUUGUUUUCCCCGUUUUUCAACUUAUCCGUGGUACUUAACCUAACUUUCUUUACGUGAGCUUCAAAAAGUUUACGGAUUUUUAAUCCCAAAAAUUGUUUACUAAUGAGAUAUUUUUUAAAAAUCUUGCCACCGUAUUUAAAGAAACUGUCUACGGGUAUAGUAAAAACAGACACACAUGCUUGCUUACAGGUAUACGAACCAAUUAUGAAUAAAAAUAAGGAAGUUAGGAAACCCCGAUACGAUGGCCGGACAAAAAAGCGGCAAUGGGAAGAAAGACGAUCGGAUAAAGGUGAGGGUCUUGAUCCUACUUUGCCAAAAUUACAAAAAGUCAUCGAUAAAAUACCAGCAUCAGAGAAAACAUUAGCAGACAAAAUUAAGAGGAGGAAAUAUGCUAUUUUAUUGGGUUACUUGGGAACUGAUUAUUAUGGUAUGCAAAGAAAUCCACACACCAAAACUAUAGAAGAAGACCUAUUUAAGGCAUUGCUGAAGGCUAAUUUUAUUUCUCAAGAUUGUUAUAAUCAGGUACAGAACAUGCAGUUUCAAAGAGCUGCUAGAACUGAUAAAGGAGUCUCUGCUGCAAGGCAAGUAGUUUCUCUAAAGUUAGGCGAAAAUUUUGACAUUGGUAAGGUGAAUGUUGAGCUUCCUGAAACCAUUAGGCUCUUUAGUCAUAAGAGGGUAACUAAAGGUUUUAACAGCAAGUCACAAUGUGAUGCAAGAACUUACAUUUACCUUAUGCCGACCAUUGCAUUUGCAAAAAAAGACAGUGAGACUCUACAACGAAAUUUCCGAUUAGAUGGAGAAACUUUUAAAAAGAUAAAUGACCUGCUGAGGAUGUACCUAGGGACAAAAAACUAUCAUAAUUUUACAGCAAAAAAAAAACCUCAGGACCCCAGUUCCAAACGUGUCAUAAAGUCAUUUGAGUGUGAAGCACCUUUCAUAAAAGAUGAUGUUGAAUUUUGUAUUUUAAAGGUAUGUGGUCAAAGUUUUAUGAUGCAUCAAAUAAGAAAGAUGAUCGGGUUAAUUGUGUCCAUUGUUCGAGGACAAACGUCUGAGAAUAUUGUUAAUUUAGCAUUAUCAAUGGAGAAGGUGAAUAUUCCAAGAGUACCAGGUUUAGGUCUGAUACUGGAUCAGGUCCACUAUAAUUAUUACAAUAGUCGCUAUGGAUCUGAUGGUAUGCAUGAAAAACUCACAUGGGAAGAUGCUGAACCCGAAGUAAAAGAAUUCAAAGAAAAGUACAUCUUUCCCACAAUUAUCACAACUGAAAUAGAACAUGAAUCUAUGGUGGAUUGGCUCACUAGCAAAUUAAGGAAACAUUCCUUUACUGAGACGGAAGAAAAAGAUGGCAAUGACAGUGAUGAAGAUGCUGAAGAUGAUAAUGAUAAUGAAGAAAAAGUACAGAAAAACAAUGUGUAAUUUUUUAAGUUCAAUAAAAUUAUAUAUUAUUA
Cylas formicarius (sweet potato weevil) is the source of this 1778-nucleotide messenger RNA. It is a transcript of the gene Pus1, whose product is annotated as pseudouridylate synthase 1 homolog. The transcript is spliced from 2 exons. Bases 436 to 1746 code for a protein of 436 amino acids. Lineage: Eukaryota; Metazoa; Arthropoda; Insecta; Coleoptera; Brentidae. The record is from RefSeq and is a predicted model, not a curated record. Gene Ontology annotation, cellular component: nucleus. Gene Ontology annotation, molecular function: pseudouridine synthase activity; RNA binding. Gene Ontology annotation, biological process: tRNA pseudouridine synthesis; mRNA pseudouridine synthesis.